CUGUGGUACUGGAGGCCGAGCAAGGAGUUUGUUUACUGUUACAGCUUAGUGGUUGACGGUGCUGCUGUUGCUGUUGCUGUGAUUGUCAAGAUUUUAAGGAACAGCGCAAGAAAAUACCUCGUACAGUUUUAUAAAUGACUCCUUUGCAGUCGUGCCAUCCGUUCAAGUGGUAAGGAUUACAUGCAUAUCAUAACUUCCAGAGCUCCUAGACAACUCCUCUAUGAAAUUAAGAAUUCUUGCCGGAACUUAUCUUCUGCUCAAGUGACAACAGCAUUGCGGCCAUUCUACUUCCUCGUCCACCCAGAUCUCUUUGGUCAACACCCAAGAGCUCAACAUGUUAACGAUGCUUCCCUUAAGUUGCUUAACAGUCACCUUGAUUCUCUCAUCAAUCAUGAGAAACCAAGGCCUGUCAGUCUACAGUUCUAUAUCAAAAAUAAGAAAAUGCAAGGUAGCCUGAACACAGUAGCAUUGAACUUGAAUAAACCUUCAGCUCGAGACAUCGUGCACCGUAUUCUCAAUGAAUUUGACCUUCCCACCAAAUAUGUGGACAACCUUCCAGAGUCACUGCACGAACCAGACAGGAAGAUAAAGUGGCAUCAACCAUUUCAUGGUGGCUCAAGCACCUUUAACCCUGAGGAUGAGCUGUAUUCAGCCAGACUGAGGGAAAAUCUGUAUUCAUGGCUGAUCAAGAACAUGGGGGAGGCCGAGAGAAGAUUAGCCGUCAGUGAGCCUAUUCGCCAAGAUAUCGUGAGACUCCGCCACAGUUUGAUAGAGGAACUGAAUCUGAGUCAGCUCUCCUGGCAACGAGGUCUUGGCACGACACACUUGCGAGGCUGCCUUCAGGGUCUCAAGGCACUCACCAUGCACCAUCAGGAGAUUAAGGAAAUUUUGCAAGGUCGGGCUGUCCACUUUGGGAAUGAGACGGGUGUGAGUUUGGAAGGACAUGUCGUUCUUAGUACUUCAGAAGUCCGUAACCAGUGGCUGAAGGUUAUAUGCAAACUACCUGAGGAGGAUUCUAUGAUACAGCGCAUACCUGACAUGCAGAGAGCAGUUUCAAAUGCUUUAAGAGAAAUUCAAGUCACUCAUCGAAAGUAUCAACCAUUUGUGUUAGUGGAACAUUACAUUCAGCAUCUGAGACGUCUAGUCACAUCACUUGGAGAUUAUCGAGGCCGUGAAGGUUUUCCAAAGUCUUGGCCGGAAAAACUGUCUUCUUUACAACUUGUGGUUGAGUCGGCUGCUGGUCCACUCAUGUUGUCUCCAACUGGCCAGAUAUUAGCACCAUCUUCCUGCCCUCCAUGGCUGCUAGUCAACUUUAUUACAGAAAAUAUGGAUCAGGCAGAGAAGAUGAUUGCUGAGUAUGAAAGUAUUCGUGACCAAGAAAAGGAUUUAUAUGAAAAGUGCAAAGAAGAUCUUGGACUAGAAUUCUUGGAGAAAGAUGACUCAGUUAUGCCAAACAUGAUGAUAGAGUGCCUGGAGCGUCUACUGGACUCUGGCUACCGUCUGUCUCCGCUCUUGUCAGGUGCACGUAUCUGGAUCACACAUUACUACGCUGUUAUGGUGGACGGUGAAGUGUGUAUCCCCUGGAACUGGGACCAGGAAAAAUUUUGAAUUUCUUCUGCUCAGGUUUAUCAUAAGUACAGUAUUAAUGGUAACAUUAACUUAUUUUUUCCAAUGAUGUUGCUGUAUUUUCUGCACAGUCUGGUUGCAAAUAGGACUUACUUCCAGUAGGAUACCUUGUCUUUUAAUUCAUAAGUUUCUGUAAAUAUAAACAAAAUUUUAAAUUGAAAUUAAAAAUUUAAUAAAUAGUUGAGGCAGAAAGUUUCACUAAAGAAUUUAUGAAAAUGCAUUUCUUGCCUGAACGCAGCUAUUGCUUAUAUACGAAUGGUUUACAUAGGAGAUAGAAUACAUCACAGACACACACAAACCCUUCCCUUGACCCAAACAAAGGAUGCUUUCUCAGAAAAAGCUCAUUUACAGCAAAUUCAUUUAGAGCAAUCCUAGUUUUCUGUAGUAACUAAGGUGUACAUUCCAGACCCCUUCUCCAAACCCAGUACAGUAUCCUUACUAAGACAUCAGCAAAAAAGUGAUGUAUUGUAUUGUAGUUUAUUUUAGGAAUAUGAAACUAUUCUAUAAUGUAUCCUGUACUGUACACGAAUAUACAAGUAGUGUACUGUACUCACCAGUUAUAGGCUAAAGUUCUGCACACACUAAGACAUAACAGUGUAGUGGAGCUCUACAUGUUGAUGUGAGGAGAAAGUGUAGGGUUGGCUUGGUUGUCAUCAGGUAGUGGCAUGUCUUAUUUAUUGAAGAUAAGGGCUGCUUCACUGAGUUGCAUGGUGGCAUUCUUCAGCACCUGUGGGCUAUCAAAGGCAACAGUCGGGGUGUUGCUUGAUGUGGUGAAAUUACGGCCAGUUGGAGUUGGGGGAAAGAAGACCUUGAAAAAGUGAGUUAAAGUGCUAUACACUGUUUCACUUUAUAGAUAUCAUUUUACUGUAGUUAUUCAUAGUCUUCACAAGUCCUCUAAAGUCAUGAAAAUACUCCAUUAACAGGAACUUCCAAACACCAUGUACUGUAUACUGUAUAUCAAAUUUUUAUUGGUAAAGGGUAAAUCCUUUGCCUUAUUUACACCAAACUUAUUUAAACUGUGGGAGGUGUGUGUGUGUAUGUAUGUACGUAUGUAUAAGUACUUUACUUCACAUUUGUAUGACUAGCUAAUUAUUUUGUUUAUUAUAGAACACAUUGAAUGCUUCCCUAGUCAUCACUUCCAUUUAGUUAUUGGAAGUCCAAACAUGUAUUCUCUCUUAAGAGUGUUCCACUGAUCCAUACAAAAAACUUUCUCAUGGACAGUGCUAAGGAUCCCUCAUUUGUUCUUUACCAUGACUUUUCCAGUGUUUCAUCCAAGAAAUUUUCCCCCAUAAGCAAAUGGAAAAAAAUUUCCAUUGUUCUUAAAAAACAAUCAUUAGUCUAUCGUAAGAAAUUCCUUAUUGGUCCAUCUUAAGAAUUACCCAUUGGUCUUCCCCAGUAGGUGCCAUUAUUAAACUCCAGUAACCUUUCAUUGGUUUUCCUGAUAAGCAAUUUACCAGCUAACAGAAGUGCUUAAUCUUUUCCUUUUUUAUCACAUUAAAAGUAUCCAUCUACCCUGUAUUUGUAUAUCAACUUUUUAUUUCUCUAUUAAUCAUACCUCAUUAUUUAUCAUUAAUUUGGUUUCCUAUAUUCAUCACCCUGAACCUUCCAGUAAUCUUCCUGCUGCAAAUCAAUGGCUCAGAAGCCGUUUUCCACCAUAAGUGCUCACAGUACACAAAGGAAUCCUCUCUUCUUUUGUUUUCCCAGUGAUCAGUCAAACUCUCAUAAGUCUGCCUGAAACAUUUUUCAUCAGAAAUCUCAUGAGUUGUGUUCACUUAAGGAUGGUAAUGAAAAAGAAUCACCUGAAAAUUAACCUCCCAAGCUUAUUUCACCUUAAGAUUAACCACCCUAAGGCUAACUUAACCUGACCUAAUGCUAACCUAACCUGACAUAGCCUUACAUAACUUAACUUAAAAAAACCUAAUCUAUGACUUAACCUAACCCCCCCCCUCCCCCCUUAGGUAGUGCUAAGGUGUUUAAUCAUCAGGGAAAAUUAGCUUGGGUGGGGGUCUAAUCAGUAGAACGUUGUUUUGUAGUAUGACUGUAUCUCCAAGUAAUCACCUGCUCUUUAUUUUUUCACCCCUAACCCCAUCACUACAGGGACGCCGCUUUUCAUGUUUUACUUGGCUAACGACAGUUGAUUUCAUUCAACACAGAAAGACCCCCGUACACAAGGGGUUAAAGUGGGUUUCCAUUGAAAAAUCUUUUAUCUUUGCUUACCAUGCACACCUACAUAUUUUUUGCCCUUGCUUAUAAUGUACUUCUAGUGUAAACUUACAAUGUUAUUUAUAAUUCUUUUAGUUUGUUGUGUUAAAAGUUUGUCUUAUCUACUUGAGUCAGAUUUCUAAGUCAUUAUCUUCGUAUGGCGUCAUUCAUGUGUAAAUUUAUUCAUUCACAUAUACAGGGUGUUCCCAAAAAAGUUAUGCACUCUGCCUUACAGAUUUUUGUGGAGAUCAUGGGAAUGCCUGUAGCUGUACAAUAUACUGUACAGUAUUAAAACAGCAACAUUGUCCUCACCUGUUAAUGUGCAAGAUAUCCCACAAUUGAGGACAAUGUUGCUUUUAUAAUAUAAUCUUUCACGUGAUCUCCAUAAAAAUCUGUAAGGCAGCAUGUAAUUAUUUUUAUUUUUUUUAGACACCCUAUGUUCUCAUCAUUUACUGUUUUCAGAUAUGUGUAUGAUUUCUGUGUACAGUCAACCCUCACUUUACGCGGUUAAUACAACCCACAGGGUACCGCGGAAAGUGAGAAACGCGUAAAGUGAACAACAUAACAUAUGGGAUUAAUUGAAAUAGACCGGGCCG
Homarus americanus (American lobster) is the source of this 4424-nucleotide messenger RNA. RefSeq names its product T-cell activation inhibitor, mitochondrial-like. Lineage: Eukaryota; Metazoa; Arthropoda; Malacostraca; Decapoda; Nephropidae. The transcript has 9 exons. The coding region runs from base 181 to 1608 and encodes 475 amino acids. Gene Ontology annotation, cellular component: mitochondrion. The record is from RefSeq and is a predicted model, not a curated record.